GGGACCUCGUCCUACCAAACCCCCGUCCCUCCGGCUCCUCGCCGGCCGGCUUUGCUGAGCCCCUGUGGACACUCUCCCGUCCAGCUUGCCCCACCAAGGGAUCGACAUGGUGGCCACCUGCCUGCACCUGGCCGGAUUUGUCUGCAGUUUUAUCGGGUGGAUCGGGGUGGUUGUGGCAACGGCCACCAACGACUGGGUGGUAACCUGCGGCUACACCAUUACCACCUGCAGGAAAAUGGAUGAGCUGGGAUCCAAGGGGCUGUGGGCAGACUGUGUCAUGGCAACAGGGCUCUACCACUGCAAGCCCCUCGUGGACAUCCUCAUACUGCCAGGGUACGUCCAAGCAUGUCGAGCACUGAUGAUCGCCGCCUCCGUCCUGGGUCUUCCCGCUAUCUUCUUCCUGCUCAUAACGGUCUUGCCCCUGCCACCCGUGGCCCACGAGCCUGGAGCUGCCAAGUACCGGCGGUCCCAGCUGGGAGGGAUCCUCAUCAUCCUCCUGGCCAUGUGCGGCGUUGUUGCAACGAUCUGGUUUCCCGUGUGCGCCCACCGCGAGACCACCAUCAUGAGCUUCGGCUACUCCCUGUACACGGGCUGGAUCGGCUCUGCCCUCUGCCUCUUCGGCGGCUGCGUCAUCGUCUGCUGCUCGGGAGAUGCCCAGACGUUUGGUGAAAACCGUUUCUACUACGCCUCGGGAUCCAGCUCCCCUACCCACGCGAAGAGCGCUCACGUGUAAGCAUCUUGGGGACGUCCCAUGGCUGCCGUCGGAUGCCUUGGCUG
This is a messenger RNA of Nipponia nippon (crested ibis), 777 nucleotides long. NCBI's taxonomy places the organism in Eukaryota, Metazoa, Chordata, Aves, Pelecaniformes, Threskiornithidae. The record is from RefSeq and is a predicted model, not a curated record.